Molecule: messenger RNA, 2400 nt
Organism: Dromiciops gliroides (monito del monte)
Lineage: Eukaryota; Metazoa; Chordata; Mammalia; Microbiotheria; Microbiotheriidae
Product: cytochrome P450 2S1
Exons: 9
Coding region: 644-2143 (499 amino acids)
Biological process (GO): xenobiotic metabolic process
Cellular component (GO): intracellular membrane-bounded organelle; cytoplasm
Molecular function (GO): iron ion binding; heme binding; oxidoreductase activity, acting on paired donors, with incorporation or reduction of molecular oxygen, reduced flavin or flavoprotein as one donor, and incorporation of one atom of oxygen
Source: RefSeq, a predicted model, not a curated record
UGGGGUGCGGGGGAAAGGUGUCUGGAGGUCACGGUACCACAGAAGCUGCGGAACUGGGAGGCAAACCGCUCCUGGUGCUCAUAGGGAAACUGAGGCACAGAGAGGGUCAAGGACUUGCCCAGAGUCCUCCUGUGAGCUGCAGGUAGAGCCGGGCAGGAAUUCCGGUCCCCCGAUUUGCUGCAUUAGAGAAACAUGGAGAAAAGCAGGUGACGGGCGGGGUGGAGAGCGGAGAGUACCGGCAGCUGCAGCAUACAGUGGCGGCGUCCCACGGUGGCGGCGUCCCGGGGUGGAAUGAAAUCCGGCGCCGCUGCUGCUGCUGGCGGGGAGCGGGCUAGCUAGGACCGCAGGUCCUCCCGGCGUCAGGUGUCCGGCCAGCAAUCGGGCAGCCAGGAGCCAGCCCGACGGUGGUACCGGCCUGUACCGGCCUGCAAACCCCCUCGGCCUGGCCCAGCCCCGCGCCCCCACGCAUCCUUCCGCGGGACUUCGAGGGUCCUCCGCCCCAUUUCCCCGGCGUUCGCCCGGGGUCGGGGAGGGGCCUAAUCCCGGUGGCCUCCAGAGGCGGCGGGCAGGCGGGGCCCCAUUGGGGGACGUCUUUAUAAGCGUCUCUGCUCCUCUCCCCGCCCUCCCCAGCUCCGAGCUCGGGAUGGCGCUGGGCAUGGGGGCUGUCUCCCUCCUCCUCUUCUUCCUCUUGCUGCUCGUCCUCCUCCUGGGGUUCCGGGGCCGCCGCUUCUCUCGCCUUCCCCCGGGGCCGCUGCCGCUGCCGCUGCUGGGGAAUCUGGGCCAGCUGUGGCCGGGGGCCCUGUACCCUGGGCUGCUCCAGCUCAGUGCUAAGUACGGCCCUGUGUUCACUGUGCACCUGGGCUCCCGACCAGUAGUCAUCCUCAGUGGUUAUGAGGCCGUCAAAGAAGCACUGGUGGACCAGGCAGAGGCAUUCGCUGGUCGAGGGAAAGUGGCCACACUGGAGAAGACCUUCAAUGAGCAUGGUGUUUUCUUUGCCAAUGGGGAGCAAUGGAAAUACCUUCGGAAGUUCACUACCCUCUCUCUAAGAAAUCUGGGCAUGGGAAAGAAGGAAGGAGAAGAGCAAAUUCAAGAGGAAGCCCGCUACCUGGUAGAAGCAUUAGAGAACACCCAAGGGUCCCUGUUGGAGCCUUCUCUCCUCCUGUGUCAGGCCGUCUCUAAUGUCACCUGCGUCCUCCUCUUUGGGAGUCGCUUUGACUACAAAGAUAAGAAAUUCCAAGAUGUGGUGCUUGCUGCUGGUGGUGUCCUGAAGGAGAUCAGCUCUCCAUGGGGGCAGCUCUGUGAGAUGUUCUUGGGUCCCCUCUACUACCUGUCAGACAUCCUUCGCUAUCUCUCAGCUCCCCAUAGCCGGCUCACAGAUCACCUAGGCACCUUGGCAACCUUUGUCUCAGACCAGAUCCAGCAGCACCAGGAGAAGCUGGAACCUCAGGCCCCUGCCAGGGACUUUGUGGAUGAUUUCUUGAUCAAAAUGGGCCAGGAAGAAAAAGCCCCAGGGUCUAGCCCCACAGAUUUCCUGCUGACUGCUGUGAACCUGCUCUUUGGGGGGACAGUAACAGUCAGUGCCACACUCAGCUACGCCUUCCUGCUCUUGCUUAAAUACCCAGAGAUCCAAGAUCGAAUCCAGGAAGAGCUGAGCCAAGAGCUCGGACGUGACCGGGCCCCCAGCCUGGGAGACCGUGGGCGUCUCCCCUACACUGAUGCCUUCCUGCAUGAGGUUCAGAGGUUCCUGGCCCUCAUCCCUAUGGGGGUGCCCCGUGCCCUCACAAAGCCCACUUCUUUCCGGGGCUAUGACCUGCCCCAGGGCAUUGAAGUCUUCCCACUCCUGGGCUCCGUGCUACAUGACCCGGAAUGCUUUGAGCGUCCAGAGGAAUUUGACCCGAGCCGCUUCCUAGAUGCUGAUGGCCAAUUCAAGAAAAAUGAGGCCUUCUUGCCUUUCUCCUUGGGAAAGCGCAUCUGCCUUGGGGAAGGCCUGGCCCGCACCGAACUCUUCCUCUUCUUCACCACCAUCCUCCAAAAUUUCUCCCUGGAGAGUCCAUCCCCAGCAGAGGCUCUGAGCCUCCGGCCAGCCAUCGGUGGUUUUGCCAACAUUCCUCCAACCUUCCAGCUUCGAUUCAGGCCCCGCUGACUGGCUGAGAGGGCAGCAGGAGAUCCCAUCCCCCCCAGGGCUGAUGAACUGGUGCCCCAGUUGGAAUGGACCCAGGGGGGUUAGAGACAAGCUCCCUAAGGUCCCCCUGCGAACAAAGACCUUGGAGUAGAUUCAUACAUUCUGGAGAUCCCCAGCUUUGCUCACCAAUGCGGACAAACCAACAUCCUGUAUUUAUUCAAUUCAACCUACCCUUUGUUAGCCAUUUCCUGUGUAUAAGAAAUUGUUGCCAAUUUGGA